Argentina anserina (silverweed cinquefoil) is the source of this 559-nucleotide messenger RNA. RefSeq lists its product as uncharacterized. The coding region runs from base 50 to 559 and encodes 169 amino acids. The transcript has 3 exons. Lineage: Eukaryota; Viridiplantae; Streptophyta; Magnoliopsida; Rosales; Rosaceae. The record is from RefSeq and is a predicted model, not a curated record.
CCAAUAGAAAUUGAAGGGAUGUCGGUGGCAGCUGCAGGUGAUAUGAGAAAUGAAAAUGCAACUCUGUCAGGCAAUGAGUGAGAUGAGCAUAACAUAUCUGAAUGACAUACGCCCAAAUCAAUAUGUGGGCAGAAUUAGAAUUCGUGUUGCAAGAGCAUGGAGGCCAAAAAAGUUUAAAAGCGAAUUCUUUGAUGGAUUACACUAUCUUCUGAUCGAUGAAAGAACUGACACCAUGCAUGCUAUUGUUGCUGAGAAUGACUAUGAGUACACAACCAAACUGGAAAAAGGCUGCAUGUAUGACAUUUAUCAUGUCUUCACCAAGAAACAUGUCUUUGGAUACAAAGUGGUGGAUCGUAAUCUACAAUUGACUUUCAAUCAACCCACGAAGUCUAUCCCACUAAAACAAGACACAUGCUCAAUUCCAAGAUAUGCAUUCCAAUUCUUACAGUUUGAGCAAGUUGAAGAUCGCUUCAAGGAACACGCAGAAAAAGACAAACAAAAGAAAGAACAAAUCGUGCUCAUAGGCAAGUUAUCAAACAAAAAUUCAAUUUUUAACUAA